Molecule: messenger RNA, 321 nt
Organism: Fusarium oxysporum Fo47
Lineage: Eukaryota; Fungi; Ascomycota; Sordariomycetes; Hypocreales; Nectriaceae
Exons: 3
Coding region: 1-321 (106 amino acids)
Source: RefSeq, a predicted model, not a curated record
AUGUCAUCAUCCGAAAUCGAGCUGACAGCCGGUGAAUUGAAAGAAUUGAUCGAGAUGAACAUCAAGGCUCUCUACGCCUUCGACAAAGUCAGGCUGUUCCUGGUUAAGCGUAUAGAAGAGGCGUCAGGCCGAGUUCUUUAUGGAGCUGGCGUGGCUACGUUUCCGAGCACUGCGGAGACUGAGAUCUUUCUCCGAAGCAGUGGCAGAAGAUUCACCAUCGAAAGCGCGCUUGAGGAUAUUCUGGAGCAGACGAUGGUGAAGCUUAGUAAGGAAAUGCUAUUUCCAGAAUGGUGUGUCAAAGUAUUGAAUGCCUAUGAAUGA